Coniosporium apollinis CBS 100218 is the source of this 156-nucleotide messenger RNA. Its product is annotated as plasma membrane proteolipid 3. The transcript has 2 exons. Lineage: Eukaryota; Fungi; Ascomycota; Dothideomycetes. The coding region runs from base 1 to 156 and encodes 51 amino acids. The record is from RefSeq and is a predicted model, not a curated record. Gene Ontology annotation, cellular component: membrane.
AUGCCUUUCACCGGAAGCGACAUCAUCAAGAUCAUCCUCGCCAUUUUCCUACCUCCUCUCGGCGUGUUCCUCGAGCGCGGCUGCAAUGCCGACUUCCUCAUUAACAUCCUCCUGACGGUGUUGGGUUAUAUCCCGGGCAUCAUUCAUGCGCUGUAA